AUGCGACAUUCAUCCAAGUCUCCUUCUCCUCCCACUCGCACGCGCUCUCCCUCCCUAGGCGAAUCCUCCUCCUCGGCCAUCGAUACACGCGACACUACCCUAUCUUCAGACGACAACGACGACGCUCAGCGUCGAGACAGCGGCAGCGACAAGAACGAAGAAUCCAGCUUCUUCCACCACAUUGCAUAUCCCGUCUCGUACACCCUCAGUGGUCUCCUCCGCCGUCUCAGCGCAGACGAAGCUCCUACACCCCUCGCUCGUGCCCUGUCAGCCAACUACAACGGCGCCAUGAGCCCUUCUGCCGCCCUGUUUGACGCUCCUAAACGCCGCCUCUCGCCUUUUCAGCCUCCGCCCCUGACUCCUCUGACCUUGACGGGCUACAGAGAUGGCACCCCGCUGCCCAGUCGCUUGCUAGAAAAGGCCCUGGCAGAAGAGAUUCGCUUGCUGAUGCCGCCGCGAGUCCAGCUUGUUGAUGAAUGGAAGCUUAUCUACUCGUUGGAGCAAAACGGCACAUCCUUGGCCAGUCUAUACAACUUGAGCGACGAUUACAGAGGAAAGAGAGGUGGCUUUGUUCUGGUAGUUAGAGACGCCAGCCAAGGGAUCUUCGGCGCCUACCUUUCCGACCCACCUCAGCCCCAUCCCCAUUACUACGGCACUGGCGAGUGUUUCUUGUGGAGCGCUUCCCGUUUACCUUCGAUGCCCGAUCUAUCGUUGUUGCCUCCGCCUCCGUCAGCAGACACCACACACAUGCAGCGUAGCACAACAAUCGCUACUACAGAAAAGCCCUCUUUGACCCCUUCCUCGAGAAGUGGUACAUCUACACCCGACAGAAUCCGGUUCAAGGCUUUCCCUUACACCGGCGAAAACGAUUACACAAUCUUUUGUCAGCAAGGCUUCUUGAGUGUUGGUGGUGGUGAUGGUCAUUACGGACUUUGGUUGGACAACAAUCUGGCCAGGGGUGUCAGUUCGCCUUGUCCUACUUUCGAAAAUGCUCGUUUGAGUGAUGAGGGCGAGAAAUUUGGAGUUCUCGGGGUUGAACUAUGGUACAUUGGCUCUUGA
This is a messenger RNA of Aureobasidium namibiae CBS 147.97, 1059 nucleotides long. RefSeq names its product TLD-domain-containing protein. Gene Ontology annotation, cellular component: nucleus. Gene Ontology annotation, biological process: response to oxidative stress. Lineage: Eukaryota; Fungi; Ascomycota; Dothideomycetes; Dothideales; Saccotheciaceae. The coding region runs from base 1 to 1059 and encodes 352 amino acids. The transcript is spliced from 2 exons. The record is from RefSeq and is a predicted model, not a curated record.